ACUUCGAUUCCCAUGCCCGUUUCAAAAACAGUCCUUCUGGUCACGUCCCACUCGUCGCAUGUCACCUCUGAAGCUGAAGUGGGUGUGUUUGUGUGCAGAAUGCAGCCACCGUACGUACGUGAGCAUCUGCAAAUCGACGGCUCCGAUGCUUCCAUCUGCAAGCGGGUCGUGUCAUGGGAACUAAGCGCCAUCAGAGUCCCCGGAUACGUCUACCUCAUGUACUUUGCGCCCACUUCCCGCCCUUGGUCAUCCGCCGCUCUCAUCAUUCAUCACCCAUUCGCUAAAUCCUCGACAUGCCUCAACACGACAGCCACUAUUUUCCUCGCCAUAUACGGUAGUUUCGACAUAUCAGAUAACAUUUAAAUAUGCCGCACCGCCUCUCCGAGCCAUAAACAACUUAAACUGUUGGUCUUUUAUCGGUGCGGCUCGAUCCGUGCGUCCGCACAACAAAAAAUAUGCGAGAAAGUGUCUGCCGUCGAUUUUCGAUCGACGGAUCAUGAUACCUCGUGCGUAUAUUUACGCCUAAACCACCCCGAGAACAAAAGUCGACCCGACCGGCUAAGGCGGUGUAGGGGAUCGAACGGAGCGAGGAGCGAGGUACGGCCCCAUCGGAGAGCACGAAUCUCGCAGCAACACCCUCUCCUUAUUUGUUGCCCAUCUGGGAUCCAACGGCGAGUAAGAAUGUGCGGCCACGUCGGUCACAUCACUGUCACACGCCUCUCGCUCUGUCUUCGUUGGGUGGUAAGUAAAGGCCGGUAAAACCCUAGUCUUUCUCUCUCAUCAUUUGGGCCAAAAAUAUCUACAAAUGUGAGUGUAUAUAUAUAUAGUGAGGAGAAGGCAGAAAAAAGAGUAUCCACAACAAGCAAUGAACCUGUACCCCAAGGGGAAGGGAAAGGUCCACCCGUCGCCAGCGGCGCCACCGUCUGCCGGUGGAGACGAAGGAGGGUCCUCGGUCCAUAGCCACGACGCGCUCGCCGUGCUCAAGCUCCUCCCGGCAGCGAUCCUGGCCCUCACGGCCGCGCUGACUUGCGAGGACAAGGAGGUGCUGGCGUACCUGAUCACGCAGUCGAUCAAUGGUCCCGCCGCCGGAAUGGAGCCGAGGCGGCGCCGGGAGGCGAUGCCGCCGGCUCAUCGGCCGCUCUUCGACUGCGGAUGCUUCGACUGCUACGCCAGCUUCUGGUCGCGGUGGGACUGCUCCCCCGACCGCGAGCUCAUCCACCAGGCUAUCGAGGCGUUCGAGGAGCGCCUUGCGAGCUCGGAGAACAAGGGCGGUGGUGACGGCUGCAAGGGGCGGCGGAGGGAGCGGCAGGCGAGGGAUAGAGCUGAGAAGGGGAAGGGGAAGCGGAAGAAGGAGCGGGGGAAGUCGGUGGAGGUGGAAGCGUCGGUGGUCCACGAGCUGAAGUUGUUCGAAGCAUCGGUGGCCAGUGGAGCCGCCCGCUUUUCGGGCGAAGUGAAGGAAGCCUCAGAGACAGCAGAGCCCGCAACGGAGGUAAAGGGCGAGGAGAGGAGCGGGGAAGAGGAAGCGGUGGCGGUGGCUGUGUCCAACGAGAGGCGGAGGGGAUGGCCGGACCUGAUGGGGCUCUUCAACCCUCGUUUAUGGAGCCUUUGGUGUCCGGGCAUUUGAGGUCAUUUUGUUUUCUCUCUCUCUUAAUUUAAAUGAAAAAAAAAAUCAAAAAAAGAGAAAAUAUAGAAAAUAUAGCUUAAUUGGGUGGUGCUGUUUUGGAAUUUUGAGUCCGCAGAUGCUGUUUAGAGAGUUGUGUAAAUUGUCCAUGUUCCCUAUUUCCGGUAGUUUUGCUGUUUUUUUUCUGGCCGGGAUAUAGAUAUGUGGAUAUAAUUUAGAUAUGUUGUGCUUUACUCAAUCACAGCAUUACUUUAUGUCUAAUAUGGCCCAUGUAAUAUUGCAAUAGCUAGUUUGUAUAAACCAGUUUCACUCAAACUACAAUUGCUAUCGUUGGAAGCUA
This is a messenger RNA of Musa acuminata subsp. malaccensis (wild Malaysian banana), 1961 nucleotides long. Lineage: Eukaryota; Viridiplantae; Streptophyta; Magnoliopsida; Zingiberales; Musaceae. The record is from RefSeq and is a predicted model, not a curated record.